Molecule: messenger RNA, 2858 nt
Organism: Phlebotomus papatasi
Lineage: Eukaryota; Metazoa; Arthropoda; Insecta; Diptera; Psychodidae
Gene: VGAT
Product: vesicular inhibitory amino acid transporter
Exons: 4
Coding region: 818-2491 (557 amino acids)
Biological process (GO): amino acid transmembrane transport
Cellular component (GO): vacuolar membrane
Molecular function (GO): amino acid transmembrane transporter activity
Source: RefSeq, a predicted model, not a curated record
AUGGAAGUGGAAAAUUCGUCCAAAGGCUCCGACAUCGUCCUGUGGAGCUUUUCUCAGUCGUGUGUGAGAAUUUAGUUUUGCAGCACCUUUUCCUUUUUCAAAGUAUCAUUUUAUCACCAAAAAAAAGGAGAAAUUAUACAUAGAAAGUGUUGGGAUUCUUCAUUCCUUCAACAUUUAUUCAUAUCCACAAGAACCUAAUUUAUUCCUAUGUAUAAAUAAUAUUUGGAAAGAAAAUUUCCAUUAAGUAAAAUCAAUAGAAAAGGAGUGAACAUUUUAGUUUUAUUUUUAUUUUCUUGUAAGACUAAUCAAAGUCUUUCAGUGUAAAUUUAUUUGAAUCACCUUGACUAAGGACUUGUUCUUCAUUGUUUUCAAAAAGUGUUUUAGAAAUUAUCAGAUUUUCCUUAAAAAUGGUUGCUGUAGCAAUAAAAGUUUAGUAGUGAUAAAAUAAAAGAAAAUUCUUCCACACACACUCGAGAUUAAUUCUAAGGGCAGUUAAUAUAGUGUGAAAAAAAUUGUAUAAAAAGAAUGUUGAAAGUGUAAAUUCCAUUCCUGUCUUCCGUGUUACAUAAGGAUAUUUGACAUCAUCCCCAAGAGUGAUAUAGCAUCUCAAUGGCGAAUAUCUAACCUUUCAUGUGAAAAAAUGUGAUAAUGUCUUUUACGUAAAAUCACGAAAAAGUCUUCCAUUAUUCGACCAUUACCCUCUGAGGUAAUAUAACUCAACAAGAAAAGUUCAGGACCAUCCUUUUGGACUGGUUGAAGCGACGAAAGCACAAGCUUUUUUUCUGGUACCGAAAGCAAGCACCAAAAAUCAAUAAGGAUGUCGUUCCUUAAUCAAUUGCGCUCCGUACCACUUCCGCCAUUGAAGAAUGUCCUUAACGUGGCGAUGCAGACGGCGCGCCAAACGAUGCCGGAUGCUGGAAAGAGAGCAGACUACCAGGAGCCAUCUCAAGGAGGAAUCCACGGAGGAGCCCCUCCGCCCAUUCCAGCACGACCACAGAGUGUUCGUUUUGCAGAUAGUGAAGGUGUUGGGGAGACACAUGAAUUAAAUCCUUUUGGAAAUCCUCGAGACUUCGUCCAGAAUGGUAGUGGUGAAGGUGGUGGUGGUGGCUACAAUCCAUUUACUCAGACAGCCGACACUUCCUUCACCGGUGACUACGAAGGAGGCUACCAGCAGGAAGGCGGUUUUGGUCGGCAGGGCAGUAUUGGUGGAUCGUCAGAGAGUUCAUUCGCAUGCGAAGGCGAAGGACGUUCUGAUGUGAAGAUUAACGAAUUCCAGGCCGCUUGGAAUGUUACAAACGCCAUCCAAGGCAUGUUCAUUGUGUCGCUUCCCUUUGCUGUCCUCAGGGGUGGAUACUGGGCCAUAAUAGCAAUGAUAGGCGUUGCACAUAUUUGUUGCUACACGGGAAAGAUUCUCGUUCAAUGCCUGUAUGAGCCUGAUCCGCAAACCGGUGAACCUGUUCGAGUCCGGGACAGUUAUGUAGGAAUUGCUAAGGUGUGCUUCGGACCAAAGUACGGUGCAAGAGCAGUAAAUCUAGCCCAGAUUAUAGAAUUACUAAUGACUUGCAUUCUAUAUGUGGUUGUAUGUGGUGAUCUAAUGGCGGGUUCAUUUCCCGAGGGUGCUCUCGAUUCUCGCUCAUGGAUGAUGCUUGUGGGGAUAUUCCUGUUACCACUUGGCUUUCUAAAAUCUCUCCAUAUGGUAUCAUUGCUAAGUUUUUGGUGCACAAUGUCUCAUCUCGUGAUCAAUGCCAUUAUCUUGGGGUACUGCCUCCUCGAAAUAUCUGAUUGGGGCUGGAGCAAGGUCAAAUGGAGUAUUGACAUGGAAAAUUUUCCAAUAUCACUCGGUGUCAUUGUCUUUUCAUACACAUCUCAGAUCUUUCUGCCCACCCUAGAGGGUAACAUGAUCGAUAGGUCCAAAUUCAACUGGAUGCUCGAUUGGUCUCACAUUGCAGCAGCAGCCUUCAAGUCCAUCUUUGGCUACAUCUGCUUCCUGACCUUUCAGAACGAUACCCAGCAAGUCAUAACGAACAACCUUCAUUCAGCUGGAUUCAAAGGGCUGGUAAAUUUCUUCCUGGUCAUCAAGGCCGUUCUCAGCUAUCCCCUACCCUACUAUGCUGCAUGUGAACUCCUCGAGCGCAAUUUCUUUCGUGGAAAGCCCAAGACACCAUUUCCCACAAUUUGGGCUCUCGAUGGAGAACUGAAGGUCUGGGGCCUAGCAUUUCGUGUGGGUGUCGUGACGGUUACCAUCCUCAUGGCAUGUUUCAUUCCUCAUUUUCAAAUACUAAUGGGCUUCAUUGGCAGCUUCACUGGAACUAUGUUGAGCUUCAUUUGGCCAUGCUACUUCCACCUGAAACUCAAGGGUCACCUGAUGGACCAGCGUGCUAUCGCCUAUGACUAUUUCAUUAUCUUCCUAGGCGUCCUCUUUACUGUAAUUGGCAUUUACGAUUCGGGCAAUGCCCUAAUUGAAGCAUUCGAAAUUGGUCUACCCUUCUAAGUCAUCCUCCAAUGGGCGAGAACAUACCAAAUCUCACCGAAUCCAUAUCAAUUUCUUAAACAUAUUUACAACAAGAACCUAAUCCAUGUCUUCCACUUGUUGGUAAUAUAUUUCUUUUUUUUUUAUAUUUAUGGUAAUAGUCCAUGGCUUUAGCUUACCUCAGUUGAAUAAUUUUAAUAUCUCAAGUCCUAUUUCUAACAUGAAAUUUCUUAGAUUAGGGCAAUAUCUUAUAAAAGAAAAUAAAUCAGAAAGCAAAAAUUUAAUUUUCGAAAUUUAGAAAUCAAUAAAUUAAAUAGUAGAAUUAAUUAUUCAUUGAUCAAAUGAUAAUGACAAUAAAGUUACAACAUAAGAAAUAUUAUAUACAAAA